ACUUUUUUUCGAUAUUUCUUAAAAUGGCGUGGUGUGCUGCUGUAGGUUGUACUAAUCAUACGGCUAAUAAUCCCGAGAAAGUUCAGUUUUUUAAAUUGCCGUCAAAUGAAGAUACGCGCAAAAAGUGGAUACAUGCUUUGCGGAAUAAAAAUUUACCUAAAAGGGUCUUUGUUUGUUCAAAACAUUUUGAAGAAAAAUGCUUUGAUCCAAGUUGGGACAUGCAACACCAGAUAUUACCGCGAAAAAUCCCGAGAAUGCUGUUAAAAAAUGCCUUUCCAACAAUAUUUUGUUUUCAAGAGCAACCAAAGGAAAGAAAGGCCUCAGUUCGAAGGGCCCAAUGCAGAGAAAGAGAAGAGGUCAUAGAAAUGGCCGUAGUGAUGGAAUUGCAUGAAGAAGAAGUGGAAGCUAGCAACACAUGUGGAACACAAACUGAUUCUUCUAUUGUCGUUAGUAAACCAAAAGUUGUCUUGCGAUCUAUUGGUACCCAGACUUCUCCAAUUAGUGUCAGAAAUAUGGGGUAUCAAGUUAAUAUGCGACCUUGACACAGAAGUCAAUGUGUACAAGUAACGCCAGAUACAACAAACAUUCACCAUCAAACACGUCUUGACGGUAAUUUAAAUUCAUUCCUAAAUUUUGUUUCUUUUUUCCUAGACCAAGGCGACUGGGACAAAGACGACGAUGUUGAUGAUUGGAUCAUAACUUAAAUGUGGAUAGAGAACAGGAGACAUCUAAAAAAGCUGAAAAAGAGAGCAAUGUGAAACCAAUUUUUCGCAUUGCCUAUAGCAAACCAACAAAACGUUUUGUCGCCAAAAAGGAAAAGUCGCAAAAGAUUAUAAUUACCUUGUUGACAUGCUCGGUAAUAUAAUCACACGAGUUGAAGAAAAUAGAAAGGUAACCACGGAAAAGCGCAGCAAACGUAAGCUCAGUUUGACUGUAGCACUAUCAGAGAGA
Molecule: messenger RNA, 951 nt
Organism: Hydractinia symbiolongicarpus
Lineage: Eukaryota; Metazoa; Cnidaria; Hydrozoa; Anthoathecata; Hydractiniidae
Product: THAP domain-containing protein 2-like
Exons: 3
Coding region: 24-542 (172 amino acids)
Molecular function (GO): sequence-specific DNA binding
Source: RefSeq, a predicted model, not a curated record